Messenger RNA from Gopherus evgoodei (Goodes thornscrub tortoise), 2346 nucleotides. RefSeq names its product retinoic acid receptor responder 1 (gene RARRES1). Gene Ontology annotation, molecular function: metalloendopeptidase inhibitor activity. NCBI's taxonomy places the organism in Eukaryota, Metazoa, Chordata, Testudines, Testudinidae. The transcript has 6 exons. The coding region runs from base 172 to 999 and encodes 275 amino acids. The record is from RefSeq and is a predicted model, not a curated record.
CGGAGACUCGACGGAGCCUCCUUGGUGGUGCUCGAGCGCUUCCCGGCACUGACAGCCGCGCAGGAGGGGCGGGGAGCCAGCCCUACCCUUGCUAUUUGUACUGGCGCUUGCGGGCUCAGAGCAGAGCCGCCUCUGGACGCGCAGCACCUCGAGCACCCGGCAGCACUGAACAUGCAGAGGCGAAGCGCAGCCCGGCUCGGCCCGCUUCUGCUCCUGCUCCUGCUGCCUGUGGCGUGGGGUGCGGGCCCCGAGCCGCCCCGAGCCGCCGGAGAGCUGCAAGUCUCCAGCCGCCUGGCCGGGCAGGCGGCCCGCGUGGCGCUGCACUAUCUCAACUACCGCCUGGGGUCGCCUAGCGCGCUGCGGGCGCUGGGACAGGUCCGGAAAGCCACGGUCAAGACUAUCCCAGGAAUUGGACAUAAGUACUACCUGCAGUUCACUACAGAAGACUACAAAAGCAGCCAAAACGUUGGGACCUGCCUUGCUACAGUGCUCUACCUGAAGAGGAAACCUCGACCUGCUGUUAAUAUUAACUGCACAUAUACCAAAGAUCAGAAGCAAACCCGAGAAGAUGACUACAGCUUUUACAAAAAAUUGAGGCAACAAACCAAACCAAUCACUGGAAAUGAUAUUCCUGACAGCUAUGGACAUAUUGAACCAGCCUUGGAGCCCGCCUGGGCUUUGGCAGUUGCUGGCAGCAGUUACCUAAUGUGGGAAAAGUCAACAGAGAACUUAGGCUAUUUCAUGGCGCAAGUCAAGAAUGUGAAGCAGUGGAUAACUAAAGAUGAUUCGAUUGACUUUGACUACUUGGUUAUACUACAUGAAAUUCCAACUCAGGAAAUGAUUUCAUGCCACCUCCGUGUCAUUUGGACUCCUGGACAUCCCCUCAAAGUGAAGUACUUCUGCUUGUCAGAGAAUCAGCAGUCAGAAUCUGAAGAAGGGUCUGGAACAGAAUCUGGGUCUACCAAUGGAAUUUUCAAUGAGGAAGAAGCAAAUUUUUAAAAAGAUUAAUGAUGGCUUUUAUAUAAAGAUUUGAAAUGGAAAAAAAUCUUGCAUUAAUAGUUCCAAUCGGUAUUGUGAUAACUCUUCUACACAAAUUGUAUUGCAAUGAAUUUGAAGCCUUUUAACUAGUCAUCUUUCACCAAAAAUAAAUCUCUGUAGAAUUUCUUAUAUGAAAGAAAUCACACAUUCUAUAUAUCUACCUAAAAAUGUUCCUAUAAAAUAUAUACACACACCCUUGAUUUUAUGUCACUAAGUUACUUAGCUGUAACUCAGAAUAUGAACAAAGUUAAUAUAUAGGAUAAAAGUCUUGAGAAAAGUAUUAAUUUGUUCAAGGAAUUCUUAGGGGUCACUUCUAGCUUUGUAUCUGUCACCAAUCUCAAUUUUUAUGGAAAAAGGCAGUGCACGUACACUUUCAGGAAAUGAAUAGUCCAUUGCAUCAGGUGGGUGAAUUUCAGCUGUUCAUAGGUUUGUGAGGCAGCUGUCCUCUCAGGGAGAAAGAACAGAAGGGACCAAAACAUUCUAACAAAGUAGCAAAGCUUUGAAAAUACAUACUUCGUUGAAUCUGGGCUUACUUAUUGAAAUACUAUUAUUUAAUUUACCCCCAUCUCCAUACAGCCUGAGCUUGAUGACUCUGAUUAAAAUAUUUGACUGGGAGAAUUUAGCCAAUAACGUAGACCAUAGAAGUGCACCUAUUGCAAGGCAUUCCCUUAACUUGUUAUAAGUAAAAAUGCUGUUUUCCUUGCUCUUAACGACAAUCUCAGCUAGAUUGGUGUAGAUUUAAGUGUGGGAGGUGAGGGGACACUCCACUUGCCCUAAACCUAGAACACACAGCUUAGGGCAAGGAAUUUUGAGUGAAAAAACUAUGAAUGUUCUUACAAAAAGGACUUUAAUAUGUUUGGGAUCGGGCAAAAAGGCAGCAGUAGGACAGAGAGUCUGGGAGUACUAGCUGGGUAACUAGAAAAUAGCUGUGUUUUGCUGGAGCCCUGCUGUGGGGCUACAUCUACACAAGGCUUGUUCUGUUCUAUCCAUCCUUGUUCAAGGUAAUAACAGGAACUCUGUGCAUAUUGUAAACAAAAAUAGACUAGGAAUGAUCAUCCUAGGUCUUUGUCCUCAUUUUUCUUCUGACAAAUUUGUACUUCUAGCAAAUUGUUCUAGGCUGUCUGAAUGCUGAGGAAGAUGACACUACAUCAGUUUUUGCUCUGUCCAUAUUUUCACAGUUGCCUUCGUAGCCAUGUGGGCUGGAAACUUUUUUUUGUUUUAAAUGGAGCACGAUGUUGGGUCAAGUAGCUUAUGCACUAAAAAUGUUGUGGUCACAGAACAAUAAAGUACAUCAGGUUUUUCUUCUUA